Messenger RNA from Entamoeba invadens IP1, 363 nucleotides. RefSeq lists its product as hypothetical. Bases 1 to 363 code for a protein of 120 amino acids. The transcript has a single exon. NCBI's taxonomy places the organism in Eukaryota, Evosea, Mastigamoebida, Endamoebidae. The record is from RefSeq and is a predicted model, not a curated record.
AUGGACGUUCCAUACGACGUGUUUUAUGUGUUCCCAAACGAAAGACUUCCUAUUGGGAAAUAUAAUCCUUCCGAUAAUCAAGACAAACGCGUUCCAAGAGAAACAGAGGAACUUGCUUCUGUUUCUUUCGAAGACGAUGAUUCGAUUGUUCCGGAUUACACCAAGUACAGCCACAAAAAGACGACAGAAGAAAAUAAUAAAGAGGCUGUUGACACAUUUGCCGACUUCAUGGAAAAUUUCAAUGUGGAUAUGGAACAGACUCUACAAGAAGAAACAGAGCACCAAAAACCAAAUCCACUUGUUGGAAGUAUGCCUGUCAAAGAGAAACACAAAAAAACAAAAAGUGGGUGUGUUGUUGUAUAA